Trichoderma harzianum CBS 226.95 is the source of this 1595-nucleotide messenger RNA. RefSeq lists its product as hypothetical. The record is from RefSeq and is a predicted model, not a curated record. Gene Ontology annotation, cellular component: Cdc73/Paf1 complex; nucleus. Gene Ontology annotation, biological process: positive regulation of transcription elongation by RNA polymerase II; transcription elongation by RNA polymerase II. Gene Ontology annotation, molecular function: RNA polymerase II C-terminal domain phosphoserine binding. The transcript has 2 exons. Lineage: Eukaryota; Fungi; Ascomycota; Sordariomycetes; Hypocreales; Hypocreaceae. Bases 151 to 1383 code for a protein of 410 amino acids.
CGCGCAGCAGAUUUCGAAAUCGCAGUGUCGCCAAUAUUCCUAUCCCUGCGCAUCAAUUAUACGGCCCAUUGGUGCACUGAGGCUCUCUUGUGCGCCUAGAACGUCUCACAAUAACCUUUUCUCGGCCUAGUUCUUUCGCAGCAGCACACAAUGUCCGAUUCAGAGGAUCCCCUUGACGCCAUCGACGAGGGCGGCGAUGACCUUUUCGGCGACGAGGGCGAUGAGGUGGAUGCCUCUCCCCAGGCGCGCAUUCUAGACGACGAUGAUCUCGCCUCAGAUCCCGAAGCAUAUGGCGAUGCCGAGCCGCGAGAGUAUGAUGGGAGCCAGUCACGACAGGAAACUAAGGAUAGAAUCGUCAUGGCCGUGCAAGCAUAUCGCCAUCGCAUCCCCAAACCGUCCGACGACUCGCUUCGUGUGAUGCGAGUUCCGAAGUUCGUCAGGUUUCUCCCCGAGCCAUACGAAGAGGAAACUUUCCAACCCUCCGCGUUCGAUCUUGAAAACGCCAAAGCAGAGCACCCAAAACAUGUCGUCCGGGUCCGCAGAGAUGCAAGCACAAACGAACUGAAAAGCAACACAAACAUCUACCGGUGGAGCGAUGGUUCUGUUACCAUUUCCAUCGCUGGCGAACACUACGAGAUCAACAAGAAGGGGUUGGCUCCAGGCCCCGGACAGCCUUACGAUGAAUUGAAGGAUGGCCAUUACUACGCUGCCGCUGCCGAAUUAAGUAGCAAUUUAUUGAUGACUGUGGGCCACUUGUCAGAGCAGUACACAAUCAAGCCAAACAAGGCUGUUGGAGACAAUGCCCUAUCUGUUUUGGCGGAGAGAAUGGCUCUAGCCAGCAAGUCAUCGGCCGGCGGUGAGAUGAUUAUCAAGACAGUGGUCGAUCCCGAGUUACAGAAGAAGCAAGCCGAGCUGGCCGAAAAGGAGCGGAUGAAGGCACAGCGAAAGCGCGACAAUGCCGUGGCCAAGAUGGACGGUGGUGUGGGACGAUCCGGUCGUGGUGGGCUGUCAAUUGGUGGUCUGGAGGGCGCCAGGUCUGGAGCAGCCCGGAAGAGAGGAGCACCCGGUUCUGCGCGACCUAAAAGACGGCGUCCAGAGUAUGACUCUGAUGACGACCUGCCCCAGGGUGUCUCGCGACAUGAAGACUACGACUUGGACGAUGGUUUCCUGGUGGGCAGUGAUGAAGAGGAGAUGGAGAGCGGUGUUGAUGAUGAUGAGGAAGAAGACAUUCUGGACGAUGAGGACGAGGCCCCGCGAUCCAAGAGGCAGCGAACCAAGGAGCCGGAGGACGAUGAAGACGCGGAGGGAGAUGAGGUGGAGCCAAUGGAGACCAGUGGCAGAUCAGGCAGACGGCGAAACGUGAUUGACGACGACGAUGAAUAGGGCGUUUUCAGGAAGAGAUUCACACGAGGAAGACGAGAGCCAUUGCUUCCGCCAAGCCUCUACUAUAAUGUAAACUAAUUUACCAGCUGAGUGCUAGUUUGAUAUUGGGACAAAAGAUACAAAAGGGAGACGCUGGAGCAAUAUGCAUUUGAUAGGGAUUUUGAACAAUAUUCUCCAAAUAUGCUACCACAUGCCAUCGGUUGAUGGUCGAC